CAUUCCAGCCCAUGAGUCAAGUCAAUGUUUCUUUCUCAGUAUACGAUAAUUAUUUAUAAUUUCGUGGAAUAGUAUAAUAAAUCACUGAUGGUAGAAUGUCAGAAAUGACUGUUUCCCUUCGCAAGUGGGUAAAGAAGUAUAUAAGAGAACGAUUCAACGAUGAUAUUGAACAACAAUUAAACGAUGGAAGGGUAGAAGAUGCUAGGGAGAGGAAAAAGUCCGAAAAAAAUGAAACAAAAAUUUUAUCACAAUUAAUUGCCAAUGACAUGGUGAAGUCUCGUGAAAUUUGUGAAAUAAUUGCAGCUUUAAAGAAAAUGAAGGAUACAACAAACAAUGACGACGAUAAUGGGCAAGGUAACGUAAAUUUGGCAAAUAUUGACGAAAAUUUUCAGGCGUACAGGAGUGAUGAUCUAACCGAAAACUGGGAUGGCCCUUUGCUACCAUCAUCCCAGAUGGAGGGUAACAAUCUUUUUUUGAUUUUUGAUGAAAUUAAAAUGGACAAACCGGUCCAUGUGAGACUCGGUGGAUUUGAAAUGCUUCUGGAAAGUGAUUUGUCAAACAAUUGCAACAGCGAUGCAUUUAAAGAGCUUCUAAAUCUACUAAAGGAUGGCAUUGUUGACACGACAAGGGCAGUUUUUGAAGCCAGUCUUCGCCUUCAUGGAAAACUGCUCAACAGUCCUCGAUCUCAUGAGGUCUAUACCAAUCUUGUGAAUGCCUUUGAGGCAUUAUAUCACUCGGAGAAAUUCCACGAAAGCCUUCCAAAUUUUGGCACAGGCAUCAACUUCAAAAUAUUUAUCCACGAAAAAUUACUGCGAAUACUUUAUGUUAUUGUCAGAUUUCACAGGGAAAUGUUGAAGAAUGUGAGAAUCAUAGACAGAACAAUGGAAGAAAUGAUUGAUCAGUUUUUUGUUCUACUGAUGUACGAUGAGAGUAAGAAAAAUUCACACUGCAAGAACCUUAGCCCAUUGAAUCUAGUAUCUGUCCUGGAACCCCAUUCUAAUUGGAGUGAAAAAUGGAUCCAUAGUGUGGCAACGAAAAGAAUUUUCAUUUCUGCUGUGUCAAAAUCACCAACAUUACUGCAUACAGUAUGUGAAAUUGUACAAAAGGGCCUGGAUCAAACGACAUUCAAUGGGGCCUUUGGAUAUUCCAUAAAAGACGAUGUAAUCCAGUCGAUGUCCCGUUCAGUGUACAUAUCAGGUGAAACUGUAGAAACAAUAACCUAUUUGCAUUGUCUAAAUUUUGUAGCUCAAAUAAAUAAUUGUUUUGAUGGUACUUCGACAAAUAUGGCGCUGGGUUAUUUCCUAGAGUUGCCUUUGUCGUGUGAAGUUUUUACUUUGGCCUUGAUAACUUCACUCAAUUCACUGGCUACAACAACAAUUCCAAAAGCUAUUUACAACGCAUCGCAACAUGCCUUGAAACUCAUCCUCGAUCAGCCAACACGUUCUUUCGACUCUACGGUGGCUCAUGCUUCACUAAUUCCCCUCAUGAACAUUAUUGAGAACAAUGGAAAUUUGUGGACACACACCCUUGAUUUGAUUAAUUUUAUUCUUGAUUCUGAUGAUGGACUGUCAUUUUUUACAUCUCUGUAUCGAAGCACGCCUUCUGACGAAUUGGACUCAUCUUCUCUAGCUACUCCAGCCUCAAGUUUUCUAAAUUAUGCAUCUAAUCUUCUACGACAACCAAUAGCCCUCAUGAAUGUUGAUCAUGUUAUCCAAGUACUUGAAUUGGUUGGGAAAUUGUUUCAUAUUAUUAAAAAUUUCAGUAUUAUUCAUGAGAUAGUGAAAAAUGACUUGUACCCUUCGAUAGAAUAUUUCUACAAGAAAAUUCAGAAAUAUUCAAUAAGACAUGACAAUAACAGUCAACUUUUAGACAGCGUCAUUCAGGAAAUGGUAUUGAAAAUUGUAGCUUGGCCUCUUGGAUUACAAUUAUUAUCAAAAAACCAACAGACCCUUGAGGAACUAAUCAGGGGCUCCAUAAACCCCUUUCGCCAUUGCUGGAAUUCUAAUGACAUAAUUUUCUUCAUCUCUUCUGUAAGUUAUAUCGAUCCAGGCUGCAAAUUAAUGGCCAAUCUGAUUCCACAUACAGUAUCAAUGCUGUUAGAUGAAAUCAAUGGCAAUAUGGAUAACCCAGAAAAUUUAGCUGAUCUACGAGAUUGCAAACACGUAGAAAAAUUUAUUCACGUUCUUUCGCUGUUUACGCUCAAUACAAAAUGUUUUUUGAUUUUCAUGUUGGAUGAAGAUUCAGCUGACGAAAACUCCAGCUAUCCUCGUAAUUUAUGUCAACUCUUCAAUCAUGCUUUAACGAUUGAUUCAACUUUCCACUAUAUCAGUCUAUUAUCAUUAGAAACUGUUGUUUGGAAUCUUGAUAUUUUAAUUUAUUUACUCAAUCGUUACAAUUUACAGUCAAAGUUCCUUGAACUUCAAACUUCCUGUCUCAUUGAAGUUACAAAAUAUAAAGAAAACACUCAAGACGAAGGAAUUGAGGAAGAAUUUAAUGAUAAUGAGAAUUAUGCUGAAGAAAAUAAAAAUGAGAAAACCAAGGAGAGUCACGAAGUUCAUGUUAUCGAUGAAGGUAGCAUGCUUCGCAGCAGCAUUCUGUCAAAAUCUUAUUUUAUCCGUCAUAAAUUAGAAAAAUUGACUCAUGAUGAGAAUCCAGAAAACUGUAUACUCUAUUCCAAUUUUCCACCUACGACGACACUUGGAAAUAAUGAGGUAAUUUUUUCAAUGUCUGAGUCUCCUUCGGAACUCGAAGAAUUCCUGGAUAACUGUAAGCCAGGUCUCAGGGAUAGUGCUUGGGUCAUGCAGAUCAGGAAUGCCCAUCGCAAUUCACCGAAUCCAAUGAAGCACUCUACCUAUUUAAAUCUCUUGGAUCAAAUGGAGAGUGCAAUCGCGGCUGUUGAUUGGAUUGACAUGUACAAAUGGGAUGAUUCUAAAUCACCACCAUUUGGCCACCAGUGGUUGCCAGAGGAGGACAUCGGUCUGGAUUUGGUUAUUAGAUGUGCCGAAUAUCACUGGAAAAAUCCAAGUAGUACAUCCCAUUUCAAAGACAAACUUAAGAAAUUUUUUGAAUCAACCCACAAAUUCAUAAAAUACCAGAGACGUGAAUGUUUUGAGGAGUUUGACUGGUUUCUCGCAACAGUAGUCAUCAUUUGCGAGGGCAAUUUUGACAGAUGUAAAGAUUUUGUCAAGAGUAUUGUGCGAUUCCCAUCAACAAUUUUUAUGUGGAAUUUUCAUGGCAUAUCAUAUGCAAAAGCAAGUAAGAUUGAAAGUUUCGCAACACAACUCAGCCUGGCCCAGCAAAUUGACGCAAUUGUAAUUCAAGAAUUUCCUGGAAUGAACUAUGCUAUGAUGAAUGAGUGGGGCUUCAAAUGGUGGAUGAUCUGCAACCGAUUUUUAUCUCAAUGUUUCUGGGGUGUACUCGAAUGGUCGGAAAUUAUUCACUUUUUGGCUGUAUGCAUAUUAUAUCCUCCCGAUCACAUUGUUUACUAUUGUAUUUCACUGCUGCAACACUGUGAAGCAAAAAUCAUGCAGGACAUUGUUGACAAAAAAUAUUGGCCGGAAAGCAUUGAUUUGCGUAGUUACCAGUGUCACAAUUAUAUAGAUUACAUGGAUCGAUUAUCGAAAAAGUAUCGAAAUCAAAUUCUUUCAUCCCUGAAUCAAAACAAAUCUUCUGGAAUCGAAGAGGAUUAAGGAUUUUCAUUACUAACAGCCAUCCAAAAGCCGUAUUAUUAAAGAAAAAAGAAGAAGAAAAAAAAACUUGCUUACCUGUACUUGUUUGCUUUUCUCUAAUAAAAGAAUUCAAAUUU
Messenger RNA from Diachasmimorpha longicaudata, 3805 nucleotides. RefSeq names its product protein broad-minded-like. Bases 96 to 3689 code for a protein of 1197 amino acids. The record is from RefSeq and is a predicted model, not a curated record. The transcript is spliced from 8 exons. NCBI's taxonomy places the organism in Eukaryota, Metazoa, Arthropoda, Insecta, Hymenoptera, Braconidae.